Molecule: messenger RNA, 1052 nt
Organism: Arvicola amphibius (Eurasian water vole)
Lineage: Eukaryota; Metazoa; Chordata; Mammalia; Rodentia; Cricetidae
Product: sulfotransferase 1A1-like
Exons: 9
Biological process (GO): sulfation
Cellular component (GO): cytoplasm
Molecular function (GO): sulfotransferase activity
Source: RefSeq, a predicted model, not a curated record
UCAGCUCAAAGACCAAUUCUACAUUCCCCACAUUGCAAAACCCACACAGAGAUCCCGACCACCGUGUACUGGGGCUGUGAGGCUCAGAGCUCAGAACCAGAGUGCUCUAAAGUCUGGACUAUGCUUGGGACCCAGGGACACGGAAGGUUUGCAGUUGAUGCAACAUGGAGUUGAUUGAGGAUAUCUCCCGUCUACCACUGGUGUAUGUGAAGGGUAUCCCACUCAUCAAAUAUUUUGCGGAGGCGCUUGGGCCAUUGCAGAACUUCACUCCCUGGUCUGAUGACUUGCUUAUCAGCACAUACCCAAAGUCUGGUACUACCUGGAUGAGUGAGAUCCUGGAUAUGAUCUACCAGGGAGGCAAGCUAGAAAAGUGUCUCCGGGCCCCUAUCUAUGCCCGGGUGCCCUUCCUUGAGUUCGGAUGCCCGGGAGUUCCCUCAGGUCUUGAAACUUUUGAAGAGACACCAGCCCCGUGGCUCCUUAAGACACAUCUGCCCCUGUCCUUGCUCCCUCGGAGUCUGCUGGAUCAGAAGAUCAAGGUGAUCUACAUUGCCAGAAAUGAGAAGGACGUGGCCGUCUCCUAUUAUAACUUCUACAACAUGGCCAAGGUGCACCCUGAUCCAGGCACCUGGGACAGCUUCCUGGAGAACUUCAUGGAGGGGAAAGUGUCCUAAGGGUCGUGGUACCAGCACGUGAAGGAGUGGUGGGAGCUGACACGCUCUCACCCUCUUCUCUAUCUCUUCUAUGAAGACCUGAAGGAGAAUCCAAAAAGGGAGAUCAAAAAGGUCCUGGAGUUUUUGGGGCGCUCUUUGCCUGAGGAGACCGUGGAUCUCAUUGUUCACCACACAUCCUUCAAGAAAAUGAAGGAGAACCCCAUGACUAACUACACCACUCUCCCCUCUGCAGUCAUGGACCAUGAUGUUUCUCCCUUCAUGAGGAAAGGUACCACUGGGGACUGGAAAAACACCUUCACUGUAGCUCAAAAUGAGCGCUUUGAUGCCCACUAUGCUAAGAUGAUGAGAGGCUGCAAUCUCAAAUUCCGUUGCAAUCUGUAA